Messenger RNA from Chaetomium fimeti, 903 nucleotides. RefSeq lists its product as uncharacterized. The coding region runs from base 291 to 824 and encodes 177 amino acids. The transcript is spliced from 2 exons. NCBI's taxonomy places the organism in Eukaryota, Fungi, Ascomycota, Sordariomycetes, Sordariales, Chaetomiaceae. The record is from RefSeq and is a predicted model, not a curated record.
AGUUGACGACAUGGGAAGUUGGCAACACAUGAGACCACGGAGUCUUGUAGUUUCCCGGUGAUGGGGCUUCGUUCGGAGGAGACUAAGAGUUUAAAAGUCGCGUUAUCACCAGCUUCACUUUCUCUCCUCUUCCUCUCAUCCCAUCAACCCACACUGUCUCCCGGCCUUUUUCUUCCCUCUUCACUUCUCUUCUUCACCAACAGCUGUGCUGUUUUGAUUAGACGACUUCGACAAGUCUCACGUUUACAUCCGAAUCUAAUACAUUUUUUAUUUUAUCAACCACCACCACCAUGUAUUUCAAAGCGACAGUCCUGUUCUCUCUUCUCGCCUCGUCCAUUGCUCUUCCGACGGGCAAUGGAGACCGCAGAAUCAAGCGUGGAGUCCUUGCAGUCCAGGACUAUGCGGACUUUCAAGUCUCGUCUGGCGUCGCUGGCGAUGCCCUGGCCGAAGUGAACGCGAAGUUCCCUAUUGACCAAUCCGACUUCGCCUCGGUCGACGCUGAGGACUUGGAAAUCCUCAAGGCAGCACGUGAGACGGCCGAGGCAGCAGAGACAGAGGCUGGGGGGUUCAACGACGCCAUUGAGGCUGCCGGAGGCAAGAACACGCCCGAAGGGCAGGCGCUGCAGGCUGGCAAGAUCAAGAACAAGGUGCUCAAGCUGCAGCUACAAGUAUUGGCUCUGCAGAUCGAAGCUGCCCAGGGCAAGGAUACGUCCGAGAAACUGGCCAAGCAGCAGACGAAGCUGGACAAGAACGUCAAGGAAGACGAGGCGGCGGCUGGCCAAACGAGUACGAGUGUGGAUUUUCAGGGCACCAGUGAACCAUAGGCGCCUAGGACGAUGCCGGCUUAAACUCAAGUAUUUCGGAGAGAUCACUACAAAUGAAAGAGGAAGUCCGACGUCCCUG